ACUUCAUAGACGGCAGUGGAAUGUAUAAGCUACCAUUCAUGCCAGCUAGCACCGGUUUAAUUUGAACAUGAUACUGGUAAAAUGUAUUUACAAUUAUGUUUUCAUAGGGCGCUUAUUAAUGUCUCUUUUUCUCUAUUUUGUAGUAGCAUAAAUGUAAAUUUGUUGUGUUUCAACAGAAUAAUGCACCGAAAACAAAAACUAGAUAAUCGGGAGUGAGAAAAAAGAUGGACCACCAAAGCGAGAUAGAUAAAAGGAAGUACAGAAACUGGGUACGGGGUGGGCUGGCUUACAAAUAUCUGAAACAAGGCUUAGAAGGUUUUGCUGAUGAUGUAGUUAAAAAAGAGCACAAUAGAAUUCUAGCUGCUGUCAUUCACACGCCUGGCAACAACUGCAAUCACUGCUGUCUAAGAAAUUUGCAACCGUUGCAUACCUGUAAGAGAGAUCACACCGGAAAGAAAACGUGUCCAUAUGGACUGUUGUAUUGUAACUGUUUACAUGGUAAGAAACAACGAUGUCCUACUAACAUAUGUGAUGGCAUUAUGGAAGAAAUAUUGAAGAGUCAUGGAUCCUUACCUCCUCAACCCUACUGGCGAAAUACAGAUAUACAGAAAUGGUGUACAGAACCUUGGGAGGUCGCAAAAUGUUACAUUAAUGCUCCUGGAUAUUCAGACAAGACAAAGGCAGCUGAUAUAGACAUAUAUGGAUUACUCCAUGUCUUCAUUAAUAAUACCAGUCUUUAUUCUCAUUUAGCAUGCUCGAUGACGGGUAGUUCUAACAUCUUCACCAAGGUCCGUGGCAGAAGAAAUUCUAUCUUUCAUUCGCCAACAAUGGAAAUGGAAGACACAGAGCUAACGGAAUGUGUGGACGAUAUAAUUGCAAUUCUGGAAGACACCACAGAAUUAAAGAUGAGAAAAGAUGCCCAACAAGCGGUCACAAACCUCAAUAAGAUAUUAUGA
Molecule: messenger RNA, 956 nt
Organism: Ruditapes philippinarum (Manila clam)
Lineage: Eukaryota; Metazoa; Mollusca; Bivalvia; Venerida; Veneridae
Exons: 3
Coding region: 225-956 (243 amino acids)
Source: RefSeq, a predicted model, not a curated record